UCCGCACCACUUCCUUCCGGUCGCAGCAGCCGCGGGACUGCGCGGUGCCGCCCCCUGAGUACCUCGCCCGCGAGCGCGGGUACCUGAGGGUGGGUGGCGGGGGCUCCACUGGACACCGGGACGUCAGCGAGUCAGUACAAGACGCGCCUCUUCGCCAUGGGUCCUCUUACGGCGCGGCUGCUCAUGGAGCGCGGGCAACCCAGGAGCGACCGGCUGGGGAAGAUCCGGUGCCUGGACUUGUCAGGAAUGGAGCUGCUCUCCGAGCACCUGGACCCGAAGCUGCUGUGCCGCCUGACGCAGCUGCAGGAGCUUGACCUCUCCAACAACGAACUGGAGACACUGCCAGCCAACCUGGGCCUGUCCCACCUGCGCAUCCUCCGCUGUACCAACAACCAGCUAGAGGAUGUCACCGCCUUGCGCCAGUUUCCAAAGCUGGAGGAGGUGAGCCUGGAAGGCAACCCCUUUCUGACGGUCAAUGACAACCUGAAGGUCUCCUUUCUGCUGCCCAGUCUGCGGAAGAUCAAUGGCAAGGAUGCUUCCUCAACUUGCUCCCAGGUGGAGAAGCUGAACCGGGAGCUGACCAACAGGGUUACAGCUCACUGGGAGAAGUUCAUAGCUGCCCUGGACCCUGAAGAGAAGACUGAGAAAAUCCAGGCGGAUUUUGUGAGGUCUGCCCUUAGGCAUGUACGCUAUGGACCCGAGUCCCUCAGCGAGUUCACCCAGUGGCGGGUGCAGAUGAUCUCUGAGGAGCUGGUGGCUUCCGGUGGAACAAGAGUGAGUGAUGCUGACAUCCCAGAGAAGUCGCCAGGAGUGGCAGCUGCCUCCAGGCCCAGGGCCAGGCUAGCAGCCAUGAAGCGCCUGGACGACUCGCCCCUCAACCUCUCUCCCAUCAAGCGGGUGUGUGCCUCCCUGCCAGCCCAGGUGGAGGACAGCCAGGCUGGCCUGCAGAUGGAGCCCCUGUACUUUCUGCAGUGCCACAGCAGGAACAACAGUCCUCAGGACCUGAGGACCCAGCUGUGGGCCUGUGCCUUUGAGCCAGCCUGGGAGGAAGGGUAUUCAGGGUCCAUAUCCCAGACGGUGGCCACGUGUGGUGGAGAGGCCGUGUGUGUGAUUGACUGCCAGACGGGCAUUGUCCUCCACAAGUACAAGGCGCCUGGGGAGGAGUUCUUCUCAGUGGCCUGGACAGCCCUGACGGUGGUCACACAGGCCGGCCACAAGAAGCGCUGGAACGUGUUGGCAGCAGCAGGCCUUCGAGGCCAGGUCCGCCUCCUACACGUGCGCGCCGGUGUCUGCUGCGGAGUCAUCCGGGCUCACAAAAAGGCCAUCGCCACCCUCUGCUUCAGCCCCACCCAUGAGACCCACCUCUUCACGGCCUCCUAUGACAAGCGGAUCAUCCUCUGGGACAUCGGUGUGCCCAAUGACAACUACGAGCUCCACGCCAGUCAGCUCCUCGCGCUGGACUCCACCUCCAUCCCCCUGCGCCUCUGCCCUGUCGCUUCCUGCCCCGAUGCCCACCUGCUGGCUGGCUGUGAGGUUGGCUGCUGCUGCUGGGACGUGCGGCUGGAUCAGCCCCAGAAGAGGAGGGGGUGUGAGGUGGAGUUUGUCUUCUCCGAGGGCUCCGAGGCAUCGAUAAAGAGAGUGGACGGGCUGGCGUUCGUGAACGACGAUGUCGUGGCCUCCAAGGGGAGCAGCCGGGGCACCAUCUGCCUGUGGAGCUGGAGCCAGACGUGGCUGCACCGGGGUAGCAAGUCCUCAGUGGCCGUGGUUGUCCUGGCUCGGCUGCAGUGGUCACCCACGGAGCUGGCCUACUUCUCGCUUAGCACCUGCCCUGACCAAGGGAUUGUGCUCUGCGGGGACGAAGAGGGCAGCGUGUGGAUCUAUGACGUCAGGCACAUCCUGAAGUGGCCGUCUCCAGCACCAGCAGCCCCGCAGGCCCCCACACAGAUCCUUAAGUGGCCACAGCCAAGGGCCAGCGGCCAGCCAGUGACCAAGACCAUGGUGAACAUGGUGGUGGCCAACUCUGCCUUCACCUACCUCACGGCUCUGACGGACUCCAACAUUGUAGCCAUCUGGAGGAGAUGUUAGCAGGGCGGGAUGCCUGCCUCUUCGGCACAGGACCAGGGACACAUUAACUUAUUUAGUGUGUGGCUAAUGAUGGAGCGUUUUUUUAUCAGCGAGUAUUUUUAUUAAAUUUUCUGCUACGGCCAA
Messenger RNA from Chinchilla lanigera (long-tailed chinchilla), 2208 nucleotides. It is a transcript of the gene Lrwd1, whose product is annotated as leucine-rich repeats and WD repeat domain containing 1. The transcript is spliced from 15 exons. Gene Ontology annotation, biological process: chromatin organization; establishment of protein localization to chromatin. Lineage: Eukaryota; Metazoa; Chordata; Mammalia; Rodentia; Chinchillidae. Gene Ontology annotation, cellular component: nuclear origin of replication recognition complex. The record is from RefSeq and is a predicted model, not a curated record. Gene Ontology annotation, molecular function: chromatin binding; protein binding. Bases 157 to 2085 code for a protein of 642 amino acids.